Messenger RNA from Coffea eugenioides, 3222 nucleotides. RefSeq names its product putative disease resistance protein At4g19050. Bases 1 to 3222 code for a protein of 1073 amino acids. The record is from RefSeq and is a predicted model, not a curated record. NCBI's taxonomy places the organism in Eukaryota, Viridiplantae, Streptophyta, Magnoliopsida, Gentianales, Rubiaceae. The transcript has 3 exons. Gene Ontology annotation, molecular function: ADP binding; protein binding.
AUGGACCAGAAUAGCGUGGAACAGGAAGUAACAAGAAUUCUUGAACUUCUCAUGGAACGAAAUGUGUCCACCAUUGUUCUUUCUGGGAAAUCAGGAACUGGAAAAACAUGGAUGGCAAGAAAAGUUGGUCUCCUCGCAGUCACAAAUGAAAGAGUUGACAUUAUGCUUUGGAUUUCAUUGAGUGUUAGGCAUGAUGAGAUGUCUCUCUAUGAGCAUAUUGCUCAUCAGUUGUCUCUACUUUCGACUUCUGCGGAGCUGGAAAUUGAUGAUAUCGAGCAGGUACAGAAUGACAAUGGUAAGGAGGAAACCUUGGAUGACUUGAAAGGAAAGGUGCAGAAAAAACUUUCAGCUAGUAAUGUUCUUCAAGGGAUACUUGUAAUUUUGGAUGAUGAAGGAAACAAAAUGAAAGAAGGGGAUCAAGACUUAGAAGAAGUCCUUCAGUUUAUCCGGCAGAAUGCCUGCCAGCCGUCAAUAGAAGUUGCUGAUAGAGAUGGACAGCAAAAACUUAAGGUGCUAAUAACUUCUAGGAAUGAAGAUAUGAGGCACCAAACUCGGGGGGAUAAGGAAGUGAUUGACAUGAAACGUCUAACUCCAGAAAUGUCAAUUUCUUUGUUAAAGCAAUGGGCUGUGGCAAAAGUUUUUGAAAUUUCAGGUGUUGAAAUUUUAGUUGAAAACUUCAUCGAUAAAAAAGAAGGUCUUACACCUGGAGAAGUAGCCUUGCUAGCAAACCUACUAAAUUACCAUCAACAUGAUUCCAAAGUGCAGGAUCUGCAACAGGCUUUGGAAGAAGCAUGGGGUGGUGAUGACUACAAUUACACCCUGUUGCUCUCAAGUGGAUACGGAGGGGUGUCAGAUCGUAUUUUAGUUGACCUUUCUUGGCAGGGCAGCCAUUUCUUCCUUGACCAUGGAUCUGUUCACUACGGUGAGCUGAUAUCAUACUGGAUACUAGAAGGAUAUCUUAGUCCUUUUAACAGUCUUAAGGAGGCUUAUGAGGAGGGGCACCGUGUUUUGAUACAGCUUAUGCACUGUCAAAUGCUGAAAGAAGUAGGUGAUGAUUUCCUCCAAAUGGUUAGAGGAACCGUACUUAUUAACUAUCAUCGUCAGGGAUAUGGUGGAAUAGCUAAUCUGGGGUUGGCCAAUGUUGUUGUGAAUAGUAAUGAUUGGCAUGGCAUUGGAAAAGUCACUUUGAUGGAUGGUGUGAUCAGAACACUAGUCAAUCAUGAAAAAGUGCAGCAAUCAAAAGUACUUUUACUGGACGGGAACUGUCUCAGCGGGGAAGAUCCGAAUAGUCUCCUACCGAACAAUCAGGAACUGCAAAUUCUGGGUCUUUUCAGCCUCAGAAUUAAAUCAUUGCCUCGUUGCUUCUGCUGCUUGAAAAAACUGAACGUCCUUGUGCUCAGGGACUGUGAUUUCUUAGAAAAGAUUGAUGAAAUUGGAGAACUAACGACAUUAACUGUCCUUGAAGUAUCUGGUUCUGGCUUGAUAGAAAGUAUACCAGAUAACUUUUUUCAGCAAAUGACCCAAGUUCGUACCCUCCACUUCUCUGACCUUCAGAUUAAAGUCUUGCCUAAAUCUUUUUAUGACCUUACAGAACUGCGCUGGCUCAUUCUGAAGGGCUUGUCUCAUUUGACAGAGUUGAAGAGUCUGAAGAAGUGUGAAAAACUUAUGGUUGUUGAUCUUUCUGGUGCUGCCUCCUUGCCUACUUUUCCAGAAAAGAACUUGAAAUCAUUGCCGAAACUUCAAACGUUGUUUGAAUCUGGAGAAGCUGCAAGCUUGGAUUCGAGAAAGCUGGAAGAGCUUGAUUUAUCAGACUGCCAAGCUUUGACCAUGAUAGAAGAUGUAUCUUUUCAGCAUCUACCUCGCCUUCGGCGACUUAUCCUCUCCAAUGCUAAGAUUGAACGCUUACCAGACCUCAACUCCCUCUCAAAUCUUGAGGAGCUAAAUUUGAGUGGUGUUAUAUCAAUUGAAAGAGUUGAUUUCAUUGAGCAUAUGAGUAAACUUCAGUAUCUAAACCUCUCUGAGACCUUAAUUGAACAGCUACCCAGCUUAUCAAAUCUCAAAGGCCUGAAGCAUCUGUUUUUAAGGGCCUGUCAACAACUAGAGGCUCUUCCACCCUUAGAAGUGCAUCACAACCUUGAGACUCUUGAUGUUUCACAGACAACAAUAACGCAACUGCCAUUGUUAGAAAAUUUAAGCAACCUGCGUACUCUUUUGCUUAAUGAUUGUUCAACGUUGAAAGACUUUGAAAACCUCGAGAUGCUUCACAUAUCUCCAGUAGAAAAUCUCCCUUGUGGAAUCUCAAAAUUGACUCAGCUGCAGUGUCUUGCUUUGCCCAGUAAAAAGAAAAAUAUUCAAGCAGCUGAUAGCAACAAGGUAUCUAGGCACUUCUCUAAAUCAUCAGGGCUGUUGAUGGAGAUUCAUCAUCAUAGCACUUUUCCCUGGGGUUCUGAGACUGUACUUCAUAAUGCUGAGCAUGUCUUCAUGUUUGAUAAUUUGUUUUGCAAAUUAUUAUCUGAUCUGGGUGCUGACAACAUCCGGAUGAUCAGAGGCCGUUGGAUUGAGGGAUAUGAAAAUUUGGAGUUUGUAAUCAAGACGAAUGACUUGGUAAAUGGCAGUGAACUGGGGAUAGCACUUGAGAUUUUGUCGAUCUCGAGUGCUCUGAGUUUAGAGAGCAUAUGCAGUGGAGACCUGCAGUUUGGGAGCUUUCAGAAUCUGAAGUGCUUGUAUCUAGAUUGUUGCUCAAAGCUGUCAAGGGUUUGCAUUUCAUCCCACUUCCUGCAAAAGCUUGAAAUUCUGGAUGUCAGAUUUUGUGAGAAUUUGAAGACUUUGUUUAACAAUGAUGUAGAAGGGCACAAACUACCAAACUUGCGAAGAUUGCGAUUGUGGGAACUACCAAAACUAAAAAGCAUUGGGUGCAUUAUGCCGUCUCUACAACUUUUGGAAGUUGGCGAGUGUCCGGUGCUUGGAUACAUACUAUCUGGAGGUCAGCAUGCUAUUUCCUCAAGCCACAUGCUAGAAAAUCUGGAGGUCCUGAAUGUCAGAUUCUGUGACAACUUGGAAACUUUGUUUGUGGGCAUCACAUCAGAUAAUUGUUUAUUCCCAAGCUUACAUACAGUUCAGCUGUGGGAUUUACCAAAGCUGGUCAGCAUUGGCACUAAUUUGCCACCUCUGCAGAAAUCCAUUAUCAGGGAUUGCCCUAAACUAGCUAUUCCUAUGUCAUGA